AAAAAGUUCAAUCAAAAUAAAUAAUUUGCUUUAUCGAGGAAUAUUCAAAAGUCCGGACGAAGUAAUACAGUGCAUUAUAGGUCUGUUCCUGUUCUCACAGAAAUCAAAAAGUCAAAGCGAAUUUCUUUUUUUGAAAAUAGUCAGAAAACUGUUUGUUGGCGAUUUGCGUUCCAGCAGAAUCUAAUGUUUGGAAUGUGAUAUGGACUGCUACCAUAGGCCCCACACAUUGAACCAAGAUUUAAUUUGAUUUUUGUGAUACAUAUAAGUAGAAUGGACAAUAUCUUAAGGAUGACUUUUAAGUAACCGAAGCUACUGUUUAGAGGCGAUGGAUCCGGGAAUACCUCAUGUACCUAUCACCACCUUAGCAGGUGUUGCUAGUCUUACGGAUUGUAAGGCAGCUUUGCCAGCUGAAUAUAGCAUUUUGAAAGUUUUGCCAGAAUUACCAUUACCUACACCAUCUCCGCAAACUAUAAGUAACAAGUCAUUACUUUUUCACCCAAGGGUGGCAGAGGAGGCACAAAAUUUACUUGGCCACAAUAAUGAGGGCCUUGUUCCACAACUAGUAGCUUCUUUAGAAAUAACAACAGCAGAUGACAUAGAAGUAAAAGAUAAUUAUGCAGGCGCUGAUUCUAGAUUGGAACAAAAAGAUGGAAUGCCACAUUUAUUGAAAGCUAUAAUCGAUUUAAAUCCUGAAGUAUUCAAUGGAAAAGGAUAUCAACACCCUUCACGCCAUCAACGACAAACUCAGCCAUCACAACAAUUUUUGAGACGACAAGAAUUAUUACAGGAAAGCCAAAGUUAUAGUUCACAAGCAACAAGUUCUGAGCCACAAUCUCAAAAUUCUCAAUACAGUGAAGCAGUCGCUUCUCAGGCAUCACCACUAGAGGCAAGCCAAUUACCUGAAACAUUUCAACCUACUUUAGAUGUCCCUGAACACAAGUUACCUGAACCCCAACCUAUUGAAGACUAUCCCCAAAUGAUCCCAGAGCCUUACAGUGCAAAUAAUAUUCCGACCUCAGUUAUACAACAUGCAGAACCUGUCAGAGAAACUGAAAACUCCCCUGAGAUGAGAGAAUUACCGCAGCUCAAUACAAGCCACAUAAUGGAAGUGGAUAUACCUACACCAGUUACUCCAUCCCCAGUUAUUUCUGAAGUUAUAUCUACAAUAGCUGAAACAGCAACAAACAUUCCGGGUUCAAAUUUAAUUAAUUCAGUACCUAGUGGAUCUAAUUAUGUGACUACCACCAGUGAAUUAAGACAAUUACGACGGCCUUCAACUAGAGGACAACCUAUACUUAGAAAUACCAUAACAGAAGAACCUCAACCGCUACUCAAUCCUACAUCCUUGAUAGCAUCCACAAAUUCCCAACUUUUAGACUUGGGUCCAUUGUCCGGAGGACAAAAGGAUUCCUGUAUGGCCGAACAGGAAAUUAACGCAUCUGCUUCCCAAAGUACAAAUACCAGAAGUAUAAAACAACCUGUUGUUCGAAUUGUAAGAAUCUCAGACAAUGACCAAUCAUUAAUACUAGAAAGCCUCCAGGACUUUGUGGAAACCAAACCCAAACUUGCCAAACAACUUGGAAUACAGUUGAAUAGACCUGAUUAUAAUGAAGAUUCGGACAUAGAGAAUAAAGAAAGAGGCACUAAACGUAAAGCCACCAAAAAAGCUUAUAGAGAAAGUGAUGAUGAAUACAAUCCACAGGAAGACUUGGAUGCUACUGAUACUUUUUCAGUACUUGUGGGUAAAAGACGAAAAGUAGCAACUAGGGAUGAAGCUGAACCAGAGUCUUUUGUUCUUAGUAAACCGAAACUAAGGAGGGUUGAGCGUAAAUUUGUUACAGUCCAACAAAAACUUUCUAACGAAGAACUUAUGGAAAGUAACACCUAUGUACGUUUCAAUAAGUCAGUGGAACAUGUCUUGAGAACAGCAGAAGAUAUUGAUUUUGCGGAAAUUGCCAAUGAUGAUAUGAUACAAGAUGAAUAUUUACUUAGUCGUUCUAUUAUGUCAGAUUUAUGUACUGAGGCAGCUAAGUUGAAAGUUCUUGGUGCCAUGGAAAUGAUACCUACAGAUAAACUAAUAAGAUUACUCACUAUAUUAGAACUAAAUAUUCGUGGCGGUGAUAGAAUAUCUCCCAUAACAGAUGAAGCUAAUGAAAGUGUACGGCAGUAUUGGCUAGAAACUACCAUGGAUAGAGUUUUGGGUGCUGCAGAUGCCUGUCUAAUCUGCUUGAAUAUUAUGACAUCUCCAAAUAUGUCAAAGAAAGUAUACCUUGAAGAAAUUAUGGACAGGGUAGUACUGUAUAUUAAAUAUCACUUGUCUAACACAAUAUUUCCAAGCUAUGAUUCUACUUAUAAACUGGACAACAAGAAAAAAGAUGGAAGGAAGAAGAAGAGCACGCCUGGUUCAGGCAAAGGCAUCGCUAUUUUAUAUACGAAAAUUUCAGAGCUUGUCAAUUUACUAUCAGAACUCUUAAAUAUUCAAAUUUUAACUGAUAUGUCUGUAUUGCAUGCUUCUUCCAUGGGUAUCAGUCCAUUUUUCGUUGAAAACGUUAGUGAACUACAAUUGGCUUGUCUAAAGCUAGUCACUCUGAUAUUUACAAAAUACGAAGCUCAUCGCAGACUACUUCUUGAUGAUAUUUUAGCGUCAAUAGCCCGUCUUCCUAGUACAAAACGUAGUUUAAGAACUUAUAGGCUAAAUAGUGAAGAACACAUUCAAAUGCUUACAGCUUUAGUGUUGCAACUAAUACAGUGUGUAGUUGCUCUAGAAAAAACGGAAAAAGGGAAAAGAGACAAGGAAAAAAGAGAAAAAGAAGCAAAUCAACAGAAGGUUGACGAUGACAUUCUAGUCUGUAAUAAGUUUGAGAAAGCCACGAUAACAGCCGGUACAUUCCUAAAGGUUUUUCUAAGCAAGUGUGGUAGCAAAACCCAAGAAAUCGAUUAUAGGCCAUUAUUUGAAAAUUUUGUACAAGAUUUACUCUGUACUGUAAAUAAACCCGAAUGGCCUGCUACUGAACUUUUACUUUGUUUAUUGGGCAAAAUGUUGAUGCAGAAUUUUGCUAACAAAGGAACUGAUAUGUCGCUCAGGGUAGCUAGUUUAGAUUACUUAGGAGUUGUAGCUGCGAGACUUCGAAGAGAUAGCGUGUUAUCAAGGUGCAAAUUGAAUUCUAUUGAUCAAAUGAUUAAAGAUAUUAGACAAGAAGAGAUGAAAGACAAUGAUGAAGUUCAGUCAAAGAAGAAAAAAAAGGAAAUGACAAAUGACGAACGAACUCAAUUUUUACAAAGAAUCCUGCUUGAUUUUUUGGCAGUGAAUUCCCAAAAUGAUGAAUCCUUGAAGUACGCUAGGCAUUUUUAUAUUGCUUGGUGGUAUAAGGAUUUAGUCAGUGAAAAAACCCAACUCAUUAAUGAUGAGAAAAAGCCCGCGAAUUAUGGCUCAAGAAAUGGAAAAGCGAAUAUAAGUGAUGAUGAAGAGGAUGACGAACCCAUAAAUAUUGAACAAGAGAAUGUCCAAAAAUUCCGAAUAAUAGAAGAAAAGAAAAAGCUGCUGUUAAGUAGAAUACCGCCUUUUCAAGAGGGCAUCUCGUCUUCAUCUGGAAAAAGAGUACAAGUAUAUCAAACAUACAUUGACUAUAACAGUGCGGAACUAGUUGCCCAGUUCCUUGCAUCCAAAAGAUACUUUUCCCAAAGUUUUGAUCAAUAUUUGAAAGCUAUAUUGAUAGUGCUCAAGGAAACUUCUAUAGCCAUAAGAACAAAAGCUAUGAAAUGUCUUACUAUGAUAGUAGAGGCAGAUCCAUCAGUUUUAGCAAGAAAUGAUAUGCAAAUGGGCGUAAAUCAGUCAAUUUUAGACCAGUCGACUUCAGUUAGAGAAGCAGCUGUUGAUUUAAUAGGAAAGUUUAUUUUAAGGCGACCAGAACUUAUCGACAAAUAUUACGAGAUCCUUUCUCCCCGCAUUUUAGAUACUGGUGUUAGUGUACGGAAACGCGUGAUUAAGAUUUUGAAAGAUAUCUGUAUAGAAUGCCCUGAUUUUCCAAAAAUACCUGAAAUUUGCGUAAAAAUGAUCAGAAGAAUAAAUGAUGAAGAGGGGAUUAAAAAGUUGGUCAUGGAAGUAUUUCAAAAUAUGUGGUUUACGCCUACAAAUAAUGCAAAUGCUUUGCUAAGGAAAGUAAUCCAUAUUACUGAUGUAGUUGCUUCGUCUUCAGAUUUGGAGUGGUUUGAACAACUACUUUUGAGUCUUUACAAACCUAAAGAAGAUAAGGAUGAUUCGACUAAAAUCAAUACAGAACCUUCAAAAGUUCUAUUAACAGCUUGUAAACAGAUAGUAGAUUGUUUAAUUGAAAAUAUACUUCGCUUAGAAGAACAAGAUACCUCUCGCAGCGGUCCUACAGAAAGGCUUUUGGCUUGUGUAUCAACUUUACUGUGUUUUGCCAAAAUCAGAGCUCAACUUCUUAUCAAACAUGCCAGUACCUUACAACCGUAUUUGGGCUUGAAAUGCAUUAAAGAUGGUGAUAAUGUAACUAAAAUUAUAAGUUGCGUAGCGAGAAUGUUAGAAUUAGUAGUGCCUUUGAUGGAACAUCCCAGUGAUUCAUUCUUAGCCCAAUUGGAAGAAGACACAAUAAAGUUGAUUUUUCAACAUAACAGGCCUAUUGUAAGCAGUUGUCUCAGUUGUUUGGGGUCUAUUAUAAAUAAGGUAACACACAAUUUCAAACUGAUCCAAGAUUGCUUUAAGAAGUUUAACACAAUAAUCGGGGAUUUCAAACUUAACCUAGAAACAUACAAUGUAGAAUACACAAACCAUUUGAAAUACAGGUUCCAGUUGCGCCGAGCUCUAUAUGUUGUUGGCUUACUGAUUCGACAUUUUGAUUUUACCAGAGCUGAAGUUCUUGGUGAUUUACCUACUGAUACUAAAGAUCAAGCAUUCAGAAAUAUGCUGUAUUUUCUUAAAGUAGAAGAUCCAGAUUUCCAAGAUAAUGCACUUAAAGCAAUUGGUCAAAUUUGUAUAAGACAUAACGAAUGUAUGUUAGAGCCAGAACUGAAAGAGUUCUAUCAUAGGAUGCUAACAAUCGAGAGUUCUCCAGUAUAUAUGAAAGUGGAUAUUCUAAUCAAUAUUAAAAAUUAUCUUACUGAAGAGGAAAACAGGAUGUUACAACAAGACUUUGAAUGGUCAAAGCGUGCGAAGCAAGAAAAUCUUAAAGAAAUGAAUGAUGUGUCAUCUGGAAUGGCCAGUACAGUAAUCCAACAAUACCUCCAAGAGAUCAUGAAAUGUUAUCUUCACCCUGGCUGGGAAGUACGACAACCUGCUUUGCAAGUUAUCCAGUUGGUUUGCGACCAAGGUUUAGUACAUCCUCUCCAGUUUAUCCCCUCCCUUAUAUGUAUGAGUACAGACACAGAAAAAUAUAUCUCUCAGAUUGCUGAUAAAACCUUAUCCGAUAUUGAUAAGAAAUAUCCAGGAUUUAUUUACUCGCAAGCACCAACAGGAAUUGAGAUGUCACAUAAAUUGCAAAAAAUUAUUCAGAACAACUCAGUAAUACGAGGAUUCAUUGUUAGGGAAAAUGGUGAAUAUCCAGUGUCAGUAAACGCAUCUUUGUAUGCACUUCUGAGAAAUUCCAGACAACAGAGACGUGCCUUAAUAAUGAAAAUUUUGAGACACUUUGAUGAACAAGCGCGUUCCAGUUUGCCCUACAUGUUGUAUUUGGCUGACAAUCUAGCAUAUUUUCCAUACCAAGUGCAAGAUGAAGCCCUGUUUAUUGUACAUCACAUUGAUUUGUCGGUAUCCAAUUCUGGAACAAACUUGUUGCAAUCUUUUAGAGAGGGAUUAAUACCUGAUCAAAACAAAAUAGUCGACAGUGAAAAUGCAGAGUUCCACAACGUUGUUUCAGCGUUAGAUGAAGACGAUGAUGAAGAAGCUUUAAGUGGACGGCUCCCCGAAAAUGUUAACCAUUUACAAGGCUGUCUAAUAGCAGCACAAGGUUGUCUUUUACUACUGAUGCUAAAACAGCAUAUCAAAGAUGUUUAUGGAUUGAGCGAUGGCAAAAUCCAAUUAUAUUCUCCCUCUGAAGCUGUGAAAGUGUAUGAAAAAGCAAUGCCAAGGAAAUCAAAUGCUCUCUUCAAUCCAAGGACAACACUGCAAAAAUUGAAAGCAGGUAUUCCUCCGGACUAUCUUGAUGAGAACGGCCGAAGAGAUUUAAUUCGACAAUAUUUAGACUUCAAGCAAUUGAUGCUUCAAUUGGAUCCUGCGGAUGAUGGUGACGAAGACAAAAGUAGCCGAACUUUGAUCAAUUUUGGAGGAAAUGCUGCCUUAAACACAGCUGUUUUGACUGAGGCGGACCAAGUUGUCCUCCAAAAUUACAAGGAUCAAUCUCCUCCCAAAGUGCCGAAAAUGGUGAUAUCCCAUAGACGAUUCGAAAGUGAAACGAAGCGGACUCCUCGAAGUCACAGGUCCUCUGAGAAGGGGAGAAAAAUACGGCAUAAAAAGAAGAGGAGGAAAAUUGCCAGUGAUAGUGAAAGUGACGAAAACGACUUUAGUGACCCAGACUUUUUGGUUUAGCAAAUACGGCAGGAACAAAUAACUGAACUGCAUAGUGAUUGCUUAGUUAAAAUUGGUUACUAAAUCGAGAAUAAUGUAAUAUCAACGGUAAUAUGCAUUCAAACGAAUACUCCCCAGUUGAUUCAAAUUAGACUAAUUAAUGCUUGCAGAGAGUAAUUCACAUUCAUAUUAUAAAUAUGAUAGAGAGAGAUAUAUUGUAUGUGAACCUCUCUGUGACCAUUUUAGGGUAUAUUUUCACUUUAUAUGCAUUUCUUUAUAUUUAUUCUUUAUAUUUAUGUGGGUGGAGCCCACAAAAACAUAUCUAGCCAAUAUCCUAGUCUCAAUUUCAAUAUUUCAGAACAAAUAUGACUUUUAUCAAUGCUACAAAUGAAGCAGUAAAACUAUCUUAAUCAGAGAAGUUCAUUCAUAUGGACAAACAGAUACUUGAACUGGCGUGUGGUCUCCAAAUUUUUGAACAGUAUCCCUAAAAACAUGCAACGGACUAUAAUUGAUCUUUCCACAAUUUAUUUGUCCACAAAGGCAAUAUUAUACUCGCUAUUUCUCUAAUUUUGAACUUGGAGAAUUGCAAAGUCUGGCAAUAUCGCAGUCGCUAUCGAAAGCAGCAAAUCGAUAACACUGGAAUCAAAUUUCAUUGAAAUCACUUGCUGAAGAUUAUUAACUAUAGUCAAACACAUAUUUAUUUUCUUGUUCCAAAAUUUAGAUUUUGUGACAUAUAUAGCACAAAAUUGCAUAACACCUUUUUGGUGGAUAGUUCGAUUAUUUACCAAAAAAUCAUGGGUCGCAUAUGUCCAUAAUCUAUAAUUUGGAUGAUGAUAUAAGUUCAACUCAGCCACUGAGCGUUCAACAGCUAACGUCGCAAUUACGUAAUAUUCAUGCUCCUAUUAAAACUAGUUGAACGCAGACAUCGAAAACAUGUUCCCUCACGCAUUUUAUAAACGUUUCUUCAAAAAAUACUUCUGGAAUAUUCCAAUUCAAUAAAAAUUCUAAAAAAAACAUAUAUCACUUGCCGUAAAUCACCUACACCAUUAUAUAAAAUGUUGACAAUUGACCAUAAGUAGAUCUAUUAGUUAAACCAAGAUAACAUGCUCAUUUACCAAUUUUUGUGAAGUAUUGUUUCAUCUAUCGGAAGAUUAAUUUCAUUAAUAAGAAUCCUAUACUUUAUUUUAAUUUUAUGACAAGUCACAGAUUGAUUUUUUUGAAACUCGAAGACGUCUUAAAGUAACACGUUGUGCUAUACUCAAGUGGCUUAGCGAUAUUUCUGUUAAUGAGACCAUACAAUCAUUUACAUAUAAUUGGUCCUUAUCCUAUUUUGAAACUUUCUGGCAUAUUAUUUUCUAGUCAAUAAUAAUUUUUCUCCUAUUCAAAAAUAGAUUCUGCUAAUAUUAAAUAAGAAUAUUAGAUUAGAAAGAUAUUAAUAACAUAUUUGUUCUAUGCUGUAUAGCCUUGCCCCCCUGUUACUCAUCAAUUAUCAACUGUAGUGUCUUUGAUAUUGUUCUACAGAAAUCGAAAUUUCCAGAAAUCUAUUUGAUGGAAACUUUUAUCCUAAAGUAUAGAAAUUAAAUACGUAUUUUCUGGAUACCUUUCGGUUUACCAAAACUGAAAGCACUCAAAUAUAAAAAAAUGCAUUAUAAAUUUGAAAAAAAAAAGAUAUAAUGUAGUCCAAGAAACGGAGAUCUGAAAAGAGGGGUUACCUCAACAUAAUUAGAAGUUGAAAUUUUUUUGGGGGGAUCGGUUCAUUUUAAUAUGCUAAACAACAUAUUAAGUUUGCGACCUUGUACUUCCAUAGGGUUUUCAGUUAGGGGUGGUUUUUAGGGGUAAUUUGCGGUUUAUGGAGAACGCUGCUCAAAGGGAUGGUUCAAUAGUAAAAAGUUUCAAAUGAAUGUUGUAGCUGAAGUUUUUUGCUAUAAAAAACUCAGCGACAGCACCCUUCUAUCUUCUAUAGUUUUUUUUCUGCAGCUUCUUGAAUAGUAGCAUGUUUUUGUUCAAGGUCACUGAAUCAACGUUUUGCCAUUUUACGCGCAUUUGUUGCAGCAGCGGCCGAAUGCAUAAUCCGAUUUCAAUUUUUCAAACACCACAUUAUUUCUAAUGAAAUGCACUCUCCAAUGCUUUUUUGUUCGAAUUUUUUGCUUGAAAAUUAAGCGAGCACGGACUUGUCUAAUGUGCGAGGAAGUUGUAAAUUGCAUCGAAAACUACCCCUUUCUUGCAUUCACUCUAAUUUCUAAACGGGGCCAAAUAUUUGGUGACAGUUUUCGACAAUCGGCAGCCCAUUUAUUCCUCUCAUAAUGCCCCAGCAGAUUUUUUUUUUCGUUAAUCACUUAAUGACUUAUUGGCCUGAAAACCUCGCGCGGGAUUUUUCAAAAAGUAAAAAAUAAUUAAAAUUGUCGCAUAGCGCAGAAAUUUGGUACGAUGGCCUUAUUUAUUGUUCUUACGAAUAUACUGCAAUUUUAAUUGCUUCACAUGAUAUAAAAUUGCAGUAUAAUCAUGAGAACAAUAAAUAAAGCCAUCGUACCAAAUUUCAGCGCUAUGCGACAAUUUUAAUUUUUUUUUACUUUUUGAAAAAUCGCGCGCGACGUUUUCAGGCCAAUAAGUCAUUAAGUGAUUAACGAAAAAAAAAAUCCGCUGGGGCAUCAUGAGAGGAAUAAAUGGGCUGCCGAUUGUCGAAAACUGUCACCAAAUAUUUGGCCCCGUUUAGAAAUUAGAGUGAAUGCAAGAAAGGGGUAGUUUUCGAUGCAAUUUACAACUUCCUCGCACAUUAGACAAGUCCGUGCUCGCUUAAUUUUCAAGCAAAAAAUUCGAACAAAAAAGCAUUGGAGAGUGCAUUUCAUUAGAAAUAAUGUGGUGUUUGAAAAAUUGAAAUCGGAUUAUGCAUUCGGCCGCUGCUGCAACAAAUGCGCGCAAAAUGGCAAAACGUUGAUUCAGUGACCUUGAACAAAAACAUGCUGCUAUUCAAGACGCUGCAGAAAAAAAACUAUAGAAGAUAGAGGGGUGCUGUCGCUGAGUUUUUUAUAGCAAAAAGCUUCAGCUACAAUAUUAAUUUGAAGCUUUUUGCUAUUGGACCAUCCUUUUGAGCAGCGUUCUCCAUAAACUGCAAAUUAACCCUAAAAACCACCCCUAACUGAAAACCCUAUGGAAGUACAAAGUCGCAAACUUAAUAUGUUAUUAAGCACAUGAAAAUGAACCGAUCCCCCGCAAAAAAUGUUAACUUCUAAUUAUGUUGAGGUAAACUUCCUUUAUUGCUUGGACUAAUGUACAUAAUAAUGUUUUCUUUGACUUUGACAGGUUUUAAUUUAUCUGUUCAGUGUUUUCAAUUUUCAGUAACCUGUGUCAAAUUUUGAUGUUAGGCUAUUGUAACGAUCUUCAUAAUUUAUUUAUUGCAAAUAUUUAGGUAUCUUUAUUUUAUUAUAACUUUAUAUGCAUGGGAUAUAUGUUGUUAAUUUGUUCUUCUUUAUAUCUUUUUUUUAUUAGUUUUCAAUUGCAAUGGCAUCCGCAUGAUAAUAAAUUUUAAAAUAUGUUAUUUGAAAUGAUUUAUUUAAAAAGUAUGUAUGGCAUAUUGCAAUUAAAAUAAUUUAUUUUUUUGAUAGGUUUAAUCCAUUUUUAGGUUUAUUAUAACAAAUUUCACCGAAACAAAUGUAGUUGAUUUUUCUCAAUAAACCCUGCUUAAGAGUGCGCUUCUCGAUGCUGAAAAAAUACACUCAUCAAAAAAGUCUAGGGAACAAGAAAUAUUCGUCUUUUAAUUUUUAGACAGAACAACUUUUUUUGAAAAGAUACCAUAUGGGUAUUUGUUGAACAAAUCUUGUAAAAUUUAUCAUAUCGGCUUUUCCAGCAGGCUUUAACAAAAUUUAAAAAUCUUUUAAAAGUAUAUUUUGUGCAAUUUAUAAAUGUAUUCAGUUGCAUCUUGUUCCCUAGACUAGACUAUGCUGUUUUAAUAAAAACAGUUGCAUAAACAAAUUCUUGAAAAAAGUUAUCGGUUGAAAUUUCCUAGAUGCAACUGUUUUUAAUAAAACAGCAUAGGCGCAAACGCGAUUUUCAGCAUCGAGAAGUGCACUCUUAAAUGAAAAAACAUACUUUCUAUUUUCAGGACACGAUUAUAAAAAAAAUCACAUUACAUACUUAUUUCCAUGUAAAAUAACUAUAUUUCAACCACGCACUAUUUUUUUUAAAUGACCUGGAAAUAUGGUUUCAAAUAUUUAUUGAUUUUUCCAUCAAUAAUUCUCAAUAUGCAUGCAGAAUCUUCUCUACGUUCAAGUUUAAUUCAACAUUAUAACUUGUAAGUGAUAAGGGAGUAUCUAUGUUAUAUUUGGAAGUUUUUGUUACUAUAUUAUUUGCUUCAGUUUCAAUAUACAUAAAGUUGAUGAUGACACGAAUUCAGAUUGUUAAUUUAUUGAUUGUAUUUGCUGAACCUGUGCCCUGAAGUAAUCUAUGGUUAUACAUCUCUCAUAGUUUUAUAAAAAAUGCAACACAUUUGCAAAGGAACUUAAUAGGUACUUUCUAUAUCACUUCCAAAUUAUUAUCCUUGUUUUCCAGUUGGUAGAAGCUAAGGAACCUUAAUCAAAAUAACUGUCCACUGUAAAGAAUUUUCCAAAAAAAUAAAAUAAACAAAUAUAUAGCAAUAGGAAAUGGUGCGACCCAACAAUUGCUUUAAAAAAAAAAAAAUUAUGAAGUUUUCAAAAACAAAACUACAUUUCGCAAUAUAGUGGGUACGUUAUAAGGUCUGUUUCUGCAGAAAUCACAAACCAGUCAGAGCGAAUUUCAUUGGUUGAAAACAGUCAGAAAACUAGUUUCAACCAAUGAAAUUUUCACUCUGACUGAUUUGUGAUUUUUUGCAGAAACAGACCUAUUAUCGUAGUAGUUUUAGUUUUUUUUUAGUUGGGUCUUAUUUGUGAUAAUUAAAAGUCAGUCUUCAAAAUGUUGCAAAAAACUAUGUACUUAUUUAAUUAUUGUCCAAAUUUGUAGCAGGUUACUCUCGUUCAUUUUGUAAUUAUUAUAAUUUUAAUAUUGUGAGCCGUUAGUGUUAUCUGCAACGUUGUUUGCGCUGACCAUGUGCGAUUAUUUUGUAAAAUUGAUAUUUAGCUAUGUACAUUCGGUCAAACAAACACACGUUGGAAAAGAGUUUUCCAUAUUGUAAAACACCCAAUUUGUAUCUAAAUAAAUUUAUAUUUCUAAUAAAAU
Ceutorhynchus assimilis (cabbage seed weevil) is the source of this 11710-nucleotide messenger RNA. Lineage: Eukaryota; Metazoa; Arthropoda; Insecta; Coleoptera; Curculionidae. The record is from the annotation of a GenBank genome assembly.